Dicrocoelium dendriticum is the source of this 1548-nucleotide messenger RNA. Lineage: Eukaryota; Metazoa; Platyhelminthes; Trematoda; Plagiorchiida; Dicrocoeliidae. The record is from the annotation of a GenBank genome assembly.
CAGACAAAUCACAAGAACAUGCUCCCAAUCAACAUCGAUGGAACUCUGCCCAGUGCUUCAUCUUGGGUUCUUCCGAUAAUUACCGCGUUGCGGCCAGGGAAAAAGAGCCAUUUCGCUGUUUCUACUUAUCUGUCCGCCACAGUUCUGAUAGAUACAACGCUUUCCUUGGUUAGUAAGUCUUCCUCGAAGUUGUUCAAAGAUACGGAAGCGCAAACGUGCCAAUAUGCUAAUGAAUCGGAAUUAAACGAAGAGAUGCAAGCAUCCUCACGACGCGAAGAAAUUCCCGGAAACGUGCCAUUAGUCGUUUCUACCUUCAGUGAUGGACAAAGUGACGAAGAUGUCCAACACGAACGUCGCCACUUGGACAGUUCUGCUUCCAAUGGGAUCAAAGAACUCCGAUCUGCGGAUAGCGGCGGUCUAUCAGCACCCACACGUGACCAGUGCACCUACACCCAACUCAGCAGGCAAGCUGCUGUCGUCCUCGUCCAUCAAGAAUCGAGUGCACAUAACGUGAAGGACAGUGAAGUCACCUGGAGAUUUGUGAGACAAGAACAGAUUACAUAUCCGUCCAUGAAGGAUUCAAGCACUCAAACAAAGAGAGUAAAGUCCAAGCUUUCGUCAGAACAAGCAGAAAACUUUUCCAAACGUUUGAAAAGAUCUCAAGAUACAGCCUUGAUAAACAGGACCGAGUUAAUGACUAAACAACGGAGCCGAGAGGUAUCCAAGACAGAACGACAGUUGACCGCCAUUUACCGUUUGGACAACGUGAACUCUGAAGAUUACCAAAUUGCUGCGAUGAAUGCGGCACUCAGUAGUUGCAGUACCCCAGAUGCGAUUCACAACCUCAGAUACUUCAUGCUGAGCAAUCCACAGAAGAGCGCAAAAGGUGACAGGGAGGGUGAGCUAGCAAAAAUGGAAAUCUGUCUGCACUUUGAUCCGAACAGUUAUCUGAAGGAGUUAGAAGAGUUGGUGGAAACAAAUGAUGACCACACAGUGGACACUGCUGUUCAGAAUCGAGGGAAACCACAGAGGAAACUUGCCCAGCAAAAGAAUUCACUGAGUCUUGAGGAGAGAACAAGCUACCGGCAAGAACAUAGUUCAAUGGAACCAAAUGAUCAGGUCUCCAAAAAAUCCUCUGUCCGUACGAUGGACUGUGCAACGAUGACGAUUACGGUACCCACAGUGACGGCGACAACACUGACGGACGCUGAGAAGGAAGAAUUCAGCACUACUGAUGCCAACAUUCAGUGCGGAGUUUUCUCUGAGUUACAACAGCUGGUAAUACAUUUGGGGUAUCCAAUUAAUAAAACCAGUUCGGUUUCGUCGAUAAAGCCAAUCAUGAAGAACAAUGUACAAAUCGAGCAAGAUUUAUCAAGUGACCUAGUGUUCAGGGUCUACCACGAGGGCGCAGAAUAUUCAAGUGACCCUUUGAAGAAGCAGUCUGAAGGACACCUGAAGAAAACCCGAUUCCAGCCGACUUCGGCGCUAAUACAAGCGCAUCCAACAUCCAACACGCUCGAUCUUGAGAAACAAAUGCGUCCGGGCUAA